GGAAAACCGUGUGGAGCUGGACGGGGAUUUAACGCGUGUGUUAUUAUAUAUUAUCUGUCAAUAUUUUUUGAUGUGUAGAGAUCUAUUUUUAACAGUCAAUGGUAGAGAUAUUUCCCGUUACCGUAACCAUCACAUGGUUAUUAGCUGCAGCGAGAAACAUUAAAAGCAGCUAAAUUCAUGUGGUCAUAGAUAACUAUUUAACACUUCUAUAUAUCUAGUAUGUACGUGGUGAACUUGACUAGCGAUAACGCUAGCUAACGUGCUAGAUAAGCAGCUAAUUUCCCCAAGAAGUUGAUGACCAUGUUGGGACUUUUAACGCCCCAAAGUCGUAAUGUAAAAGUAUUCAUCAAAGCGUUUAGACAGACAAGGCGAUCUAGAUAUUCAUCAAUUAGCUCUGUCCGCAACAUCCGCAGCUUUAUUUCAGAGAACACAGAGAUAGUUGGAGAGCAGAGCCUGACCCCAGAAGUCAAACUGAGACUGUUCACCCCAAACUGCAGAUUUUGGAGAGAAAGACCGGAACUCUGGCCUUUUGAUGACCCGUACUGGGCCAUAUACUGGCCAGGAGGACAGGCACUCUCAAGGUAUCUCCUUGAUAACCCUGCAGUGUGUCGGGGUAAGACCGUUCUGGAUCUGGGGAGCGGCUGUGGAGCCUCGGCCAUCGCUGCAAAACUAUGUGGUGCUGCUCAUGUAGUUGCCAAUGACAUUGACACUGUUGCAGUGGUUGCGACCCAGAUGAACUUUGAGUUGAACGGCUUGGAGCCAGCUGUUUGUUUGUCUAACAACAUGAUUGGUUCACAACCCGAGGGCUUUGACCUGAUCCUCCUCGGAGACAUGUUCUACGAAGAGGCCCUCGCCACCAGCCUUCACAGCUGGCUGGACCGCUGCAUCAGAACCCAAGGCACCAAAGUCCUGAUCGGAGAUCCUGGAAGAGCUCAGUUUGAGGAACACGGCAUCCGGCGACUCCUGCGUCAGCUGGCUCAGUUUGAGCUGCCUGAGUCUGUCAGAGAGGAGAACUACGGUCUGACCUGCAGCAGUGUUUGGUGCUACCGUCCUGAACUCUGAGGACCUUGUGCUUUCUUGUUUGAAUGUGAUAAAUAUGAACUCACUUUCUGUGAGAGGUGUUAUGUGUUUGCUUUGUACUUAUCUUCUUCACUCAGGGUCACUCAGUUCAGUUGUCACUUGUUGCCUUACGAAAAUACUAUCUCCCAAUGUGUUUUUAAUACCCAGGAUGCAUGUAAUCAAUACGACAAAGCAAAAUCUUUAUAUGUGGAUGUUUCAUUUCCUGUAACUGUUGCUUGGUAAAUAAUAAUAUAGUUUACAUACAGAAUUAAUAAGCAUUUAUUUUUCUUUUUAUAACUUGACCCAAUGAAUGUUGAAGUGCAGUGUACAAAAUCCUUUAAAUCCUAAUUUGUUUUUACGUUAUUUGGAGCAGAAGUCCCACUAGCUUUCAAUAGCAAAACAAAGCAUAGUAAUUACUGACCAAUAUGGAGCCCCCCUAUGUUCAAUAAUUAAUGGAUGAAUAUGUAAUUAUGUAACAAAGAAAUCUCAUAAUUGAAUCUGUUUUUUUAUUUUUAAAUAUUGACUUUGGGCUCCACAGUGUGAUUGAUUUUUGUGGUUAAAUAAUUAACAGCGUUCUGCUUUUCAUUCUUUAACACAAAUCUUGGCCCUUGUUUCAUAAUAAACGUGUCAUGCAGCAUU
Perca fluviatilis (European perch) is the source of this 1698-nucleotide messenger RNA. RefSeq names its product electron transfer flavoprotein subunit beta lysine methyltransferase (gene etfbkmt). Lineage: Eukaryota; Metazoa; Chordata; Actinopteri; Perciformes; Percidae. Gene Ontology annotation, biological process: peptidyl-lysine trimethylation. The transcript has 3 exons. Bases 295 to 1062 code for a protein of 255 amino acids. Gene Ontology annotation, molecular function: protein-lysine N-methyltransferase activity. Gene Ontology annotation, cellular component: mitochondrial matrix. The record is from RefSeq and is a predicted model, not a curated record.